UCAACUGACUGAACACCGCGAGUGUGUAAAGGUUGCUAGAGACGACGGUUACAGCAUCAUCAACAAGGCAAUAUGAAGAUUCUCUACUGUUUUCUCCUCGUGUGCGCUAUAACUAGCGUCACCUCCGGUUGGUGCUGGGAUCGACGUCGCCGCAGAAGGAGGAGAAGUCCACCACCAGUAACAGUUCCAGCUCCUCCACCCCCUGUCUACAGGCCUCCACCACCCCCUGUCUACAGGCCUCCAUCACCCCCUGUCUACAGGCCUCCAUCACCCCCUGUCUACAGACCUCCACCAUCGCACGCUCCUGCCUCGUAUACAGUUAUUUCCACCAUGACCAUUCAAGUCAACAUUAGAACUUUGCUUCUGAUUAUUGCAAAGAAUCAAGGGACACUCAAUAUCGACUUAAAACGAGCAGAAGACGUAUUGAGCAAACAAAAAUCGAUUUCGACUGGGCAUGAAGUGAGGAACGUUGUGGUGAAAAUAGUUCGGAUGGAUGGAGUGGAGUAUGCUCUUUUAGAGGGCGAUUUGGACUUGAAGGUGCCACGCCAAAUGCUCAAAGAAAUUGAUUCUAAGCAAGGCACAAAGACUGAACUCUAAUACACUCUAUCCUACUGCAGACUCCAGUCCAGUGUGCACGAUAGUCUGGAUGUUGUCAUUUACAAUUGCAGCUUUCUUAGUUUCUGUUUUAAUUCAGGAAACAAGAGGAAUGACCGCAUGUGAUGUUGUAUGCGUCAGAUAUUUCAUAAAGCCAAAAUGAGACAUAACUAGUAAAA
Molecule: messenger RNA, 773 nt
Organism: Corticium candelabrum
Lineage: Eukaryota; Metazoa; Porifera; Homoscleromorpha; Homosclerophorida; Plakinidae
Exons: 2
Coding region: 73-597 (174 amino acids)
Source: RefSeq, a predicted model, not a curated record